Molecule: messenger RNA, 1938 nt
Organism: Mugil cephalus (flathead mullet)
Lineage: Eukaryota; Metazoa; Chordata; Actinopteri; Mugiliformes; Mugilidae
Gene: etv7
Product: ETS variant transcription factor 7
Exons: 9
Coding region: 198-1430 (410 amino acids)
Biological process (GO): regulation of transcription by RNA polymerase II; cell differentiation
Cellular component (GO): nucleus
Molecular function (GO): DNA-binding transcription factor activity, RNA polymerase II-specific; sequence-specific DNA binding
Source: RefSeq, a predicted model, not a curated record
UAUGUUCCUUUCGUUUUCAUUUCCCGGAAGGGUCGAAUGUGAAAAUAGACUUUUUAUUCCUUCGCGACUUUUAUUUAAAUCAUCAGUUCAAAUCGGGGAGUUUUGACCUGAGGUUCACUCCAGCUUUUGCACACGUUAUGCGUCUGCUUAUGGGGAGAUCAUUUUUACUUCUGUGUGCAAUCGAAUAGAUAAAAUACAUGGAGGACAUUUCCCCGUCACCUUUGAUCAAGCAAGAGAACAGAGAAAGCAGUCUUUCACCCACGAUGCCGGGAAGACAGAUCCCUGAUCCUCCCAUCGGACAUCACUCCCCUCCAAUCCAGGCCCCUUUGGUCAGUCCUCCCAGUCAGGAAGACUUGUGGCAUCUACCUGGACGUUUGCGGAUAAACCCAUCUCUGUGGGAUAAGGAGGAUGUCGCCCACUGGCUUCACUGGGCCCAGAAGGAGUACUCACUGCGAAAGCCAGAGAAGGGACGCUUUGAGAUGAACGGCAGAGCCUUGUGCCUGCUCACCAAGGAAGACUUCAGACGCCGCUGCCCCAGCUCAGGCGAUGUUCUGUACGAGAUCCUUCAGUGUGUAAAACAGCAAAGGAGGAUUGUUGUCUGUGACCCCCCUGUUACGUCUCCCUCUGUGGCAACUGGACACACUCAGGGUCCAGUCAGCAGCCAGAUUCCCACUUUCACCAUCCAGGAGCCGCAGUCACUUAAAGGCAAUGACGCCACAGUUUCCCACACUUUUGUCACUGCUGCAGUGCCGACAAUUGUCGUAGCCACUGUGAGCAGCCAGCCGGAUCUAAGGUCACCCCUCACAGAUAAGCCCACCUUUCACACUUACCCUGCUCCAGUCACACACAAUAACGGAUCAACAGUGGUUUCAGCAUUGCCCCAGAAUAAAGACCAAGCUCCUCCCCAAACAGAGAGCAUCCUCAGUGAGCCGCUCAACCUGUCCAGUCGGGAGAAGCCGAGGAGUCCAUUGCAAAAAGCCAAUGGUCGCAUCCCAGAAUGCAGACUGCUUUGGGACUACGUGUAUCAAUUGCUGUGUGAUGACCGUUACCAAGAAUACAUUCGGUGGGAAGACCCGGAGAGCCUGGUGUUCAGGGUGGUGGACCCAAAUGGACUGGCCCGCCUCUGGGGAAACCACAAGAACAGGGAAAACAUGACCUAUGAGAAGAUGUCCCGUGCUUUGCGGCACUACUACAAGCUCAACAUCAUCAAAAAAGAGCGAGGACAAAAACUCCUCUUCAGGUUUCUGAAACUCCCCCAAGACAUCAAGAAACAGCAGGUCGAUGCUGCCGUGUCCCCAGAACACAGUCCACCUCAGGAUGGAGACUUUCCAGAGAGCAGUCCCAUACGUGACAUCAGUGAGGACCAUUUUGAGGUGUCUCCUGAUCGGUCUUCUCCACCACCUCCUCUUGCUGGUGCUCCAGUGAGAUAGAAAAAAUAGGAAAACAGUGGGCGGAACGUCCAACAUGUACAACAGCACAGAUUAUAACAAACUAAAUAGGAAAUUGUGGGCAUUUACUGUAUCUUGCGGUUUCAGCUUCCAGAAAUAAUCCAAGCAUGUACAAGGUUACCAAAAUGCACUAUUAAUAUGUAUUGCUCAAGUUUUGCACUAUGAGAUCGCUUUUCAUUUUGUUGUGAAUCAAUGUGUGUUUAAGUGGGAUCUGGGGCAACACUAGCGUUAAGAGACGUGGAAAACUGUGAAAGGAAAUACACCAAUGUUCAACCAGCUAUCAAAAGUCAAAAGUCUCAGCAUAACUGCAGCUCACAAGCCUUGCAGGCUCCAGUUUUAUUAUUAAAUGUCCAUGUUCUUUGUGUUAUUUCACAAAUAAUUAGCAUUAUUAGCCAAAAGAUGGUGUAUUAGAUGGUAAAUACGAGGUAUUUGCUUUUUUUGUGACUUGUUUUUCUGCAUUGUAAAAUAAAUAUUUGAUGUGUUAUAGGAA